Messenger RNA from Mus pahari (shrew mouse), 5838 nucleotides. RefSeq names its product protein kinase D3 (gene Prkd3). The transcript has 19 exons. Gene Ontology annotation, molecular function: protein serine/threonine kinase activity; ATP binding. Gene Ontology annotation, biological process: protein phosphorylation. The coding region runs from base 765 to 3434 and encodes 889 amino acids. Lineage: Eukaryota; Metazoa; Chordata; Mammalia; Rodentia; Muridae. The record is from RefSeq and is a predicted model, not a curated record.
GGGAGGGAGGGCAGGAGGAAGGGGCACGGGCGGGCGGGCGGGUUCGUGCGAGGCGCGUGAAGCCUCGCUGAGCUCCUGCUCCGGGACGCGGACGCUGGCGCGCGCCGACUUUCUCCAGAACAGCCGAGCCCGCCUCUGUUGACAGCAUUUCAGAAGGCACCAGCUUUUCUCUCUGCAUCCAUUCAUCUAAAGAAGUAUGUUUGUACUAUUUUUACAAGCUUUUUAUUUUUACUUCAUCACAGGAAAGUUCAGCCCCAAGAUGGAAAUGAGUUCAUAUGAGAGGGUGAAUUAAGGUGUGACCAUUUGUGGUGUCCCGUCAAUCCCUGAAGGAAUAGAUUACCUGAAACUACUUUUAAUCAGGAAGAUUUCAUAUCUUGAUACAGAUCAACUAUUCAGUUUGUUUUUCUGAAAUGAAAAGUAAAAGACAACAGAUUUAAAAGAAAUGACGAUGUCUCGUAAAUAAUCAGCAUCAACUCCGUUCUUACGAUGAUGAUGGUGAUGUGAAGUGGGGUACAGAUCUGGGUGUGGUCCUAAAGACAAGAUUCUUGAUGGGACUGAUACUGACAGCAAUAGGAUCUUUUGAGUAUUCAACUCGGAGCAACAGACUUUGUCAUCAACGGCAUGAAUGGCUCAGCCGAGGAAAUAGAGCAGCUUUCAUCUAAAUCCAAACGUGUCGUCAUUUUUUUACAGCUAUUAUUUUGAAAACCUCCUCAAAACCAUUUAAAAAGCAUUGACAACUAUUUUUAUAGAUUAAAGAAAGGCAGAUGUCUGCAAAUAAUUCCCCUGCAUCAGCCCAGAAGUCUGUGUUCCCUGCAACUGUUUCUGCUGUGCUUCCAGCCCCUUCUCCGUGUUCAAGUCCCAAAACAGGGCUCUCCGCUCGACUCUCUAAUGGCAGCUUCAGUGCCCCGUCACUCACGAACUCUAGAGGCUCGGUGCACACAAUUUCAUUUCUACUUCAGAUUGGCCUCACACGAGAGAGUGUUACCAUCGAGGCCCAGGAACUGUCUCUCUCCGCUGUCAAAGACCUCGUGUGCUCCAUUGUUUAUCAGAAGUUUCCAGAGUGUGGAUUCUUUGGCAUGUAUGAUAAAAUUCUUCUCUUUCGCCACGACAUGAACUCAGAAAACAUUUUGCAGCUGAUUACCUCGGCAGAUGAAAUACAUGAAGGGGACCUGGUAGAAGUUGUCCUGUCAGCUUUAGCCACAGUAGAAGACUUCCAGAUCCGCCCUCAUGCUCUCUAUGUGCAUUCUUACAAAGCACCUACUUUUUGUGAUUACUGUGGUGAAAUGCUCUGGGGACUGGUACGCCAAGGAUUAAAAUGUGAAGGCUGUGGAUUAAAUUAUCAUAAACGAUGUGCCUUCAAGAUUCCAAAUAACUGCAGUGGAGUAAGAAAGAGACGUCUGUCAAAUGUAUCUCUGCCAGGACCUGGCCUCUCAGUUCCAAGACCCCUGCAGCCUGAGUGUGUGCCCCUUCUCAGUGAAGACUCACAUACUCACCAAGAGCCCAGUAAGAGAAUCCCGUCCUGGAGUGGUCGUCCAAUCUGGAUGGAAAAGAUGGUAAUGUGCAGGGUCAAAGUCCCACACACAUUUGCUGUCCACUCUUACGGCCGCCCGACCAUAUGCCAGUACUGCAAGCGCCUGCUGAAAGGCCUCUUCCGCCAAGGAAUGCAGUGUAAAGAUUGCAAAUUCAAUUGCCAUAAACGCUGCGCAUCCAAAGUACCGAGAGACUGCCUUGGCGAGGUUACUUUCAAUGGAGAGCCGUGCAGUGUGGGAACUGAUGCUGACAUGCCGAUGGAUAUUGACAGUAGUGAUGUGAACAGUGACGGCAGUCGGGGCUUGGAUGACUCAGAAGAGCCAUCCCCUCCCGAAGACAAGAUGUUCUUCCUUGACCCAACUGAUCUCGACGUGGAGCGAGAUGAGGAGACUGUUAAGACAAUCAGUCCAUCCACAAGCAAUAAUAUCCCACUGAUGAGGGUGGUACAGUCCAUCAAGCACACAAAGAGGAAGAGCAGCACAGUGGUGAAGGAAGGGUGGAUGGUCCAUUACACCAGCAGGGACAACCUGAGAAAGAGACAUUAUUGGAGACUUGACAGUAAAUGUCUAACAUUGUUUCAAAAUGAAUCUGGAUCAAAAUAUUAUAAGGAAAUUCCACUUUCAGAAAUUCUCCGUGUAUCUUCACCGCAAGAUUUCACCAGCGUUUCACAAGGCAGUAACCCACACUGUUUUGAAAUCAUCACCGAUACUGUGGUAUACUUUGUUGGUGAGAACAAUGGGAGCAGCUCUCAUAAUCCUGUUCUCGCUGCCACUGGAGUGGGACUAGAUGUGGCACAGAGCUGGGAAAAAGCAAUUCGCCAGGCCCUCAUGCCUGUUACUCCUCAAGCAAGUGUUUGUACUUCUCCAGGGCAAGGGAAAGACCACAAUCUGGCUACCAGUAUCUCCGUGUCUAACUGUCAGAUUCAGGAGAAUGUCGACAUCAGCAGCGUUUACCAGAUCUUUGCGGACGAGGUGCUUGGCUCUGGCCAGUUUGGCAUUGUUUAUGGAGGAAAACACAGAAAGACUGGAAGGGAUGUGGCUAUUAAAGUAAUUGAUAAAAUGAGAUUCCCCACAAAGCAAGAAAGUCAGCUCCGGAAUGAAGUGGCUAUUUUACAGAAUCUGCACCAUCCUGGGAUUGUAAACCUGGAAUGUAUGUUUGAAACCCCAGAGCGAGUCUUCGUAGUAAUGGAAAAGCUUCAUGGAGAUAUGUUGGAAAUGAUUCUGUCCAGUGAAAAGAGUCGACUUCCAGAACGGAUUACUAAAUUCAUGGUCACACAGAUACUUGUUGCCUUGAGGAAUUUACAUUUCAAGAAUAUUGUGCACUGUGAUUUAAAGCCCGAAAAUGUGCUGCUUGCAUCCGCAGAGCCAUUUCCUCAGGUGAAGCUGUGUGACUUUGGGUUUGCCCGCAUCAUUGGUGAGAAGUCGUUCCGGAGGUCAGUGGUAGGAACUCCAGCCUACUUAGCCCCCGAGGUUCUCAGGAGCAAAGGCUACAACCGUUCCCUAGACAUGUGGUCGGUGGGAGUCAUCGUUUAUGUGAGCCUCAGUGGCACAUUCCCAUUCAAUGAAGAUGAAGAUAUAAAUGACCAAAUCCAAAAUGCUGCAUUUAUGUACCCACCAAAUCCAUGGCGAGAAAUUUCCAGUGAAGCAAUUGACUUGAUAAACAACUUGCUUCAAGUGAAGAUGAGAAAACGUUACAGUGUUGACAAAUCUCUUAGUCAUCCUUGGCUACAGGACUAUCAGACUUGGCUUGACCUCAGAGAAUUUGAAACUCGAAUUGGAGAACGUUACAUUACACACGAAAGCGAUGAUGCUCGCUGGGAAAUACACGCAUACACGCACAAUCUCGAAUACCCAAAGCAUUUCAUUAUGGCCCCCAACCCAGAUGACAUGGAGGAAGACCCUUAGUUGUCAAUGAGCCAUCCUCAAUAAGGAAGGGUUUCACUUCAAGAACGGAUACUUUGCUGCAUGACUGGUGGUCUCUGCAGGCUACCAUUGCAAGGUGGCAGCACCGUGAGGAAGUAGAAGGACUUGGUGGCAUCUGUUCUGUAGCUCAUAACGAGUAGGUACACGAAGGGAAACUGAGUAAUAAAGUCAAAAUGGAACUUUAUAAAUUUUUAUAGCAUAAGCAAUAACUGGUUCUGUAAUUUUUCCUAAUCCUUCACAUUAGCACAAUGUGAGUUAGCACUUAAUUUAUCUCUUUUACCUCUCCUUUUCUGUUAUUACAUCAUUUGUUUUAAAGGCCUAUGACUGUCUAGUUAUUGCUUAUAAGGUUGAUUAUUCAACAGGUUUGCAGUUAAGCAGUAACCAUGAGGCUAACAACAUACGGUUUGCUGUAAGGACUUUGUGUUUGUCCACUGUUGGAGGCAUUGAUUCAUCCUGGACCCUAUAAACAGAACAUUGUACUGCUGACCUCUUGGUGGAUGCAUCUUUACAUAUGGUCUGUAUGAUAGAAAAGUUGUCACCUUUUCCAUGUUAUAAUAGUCACUAGGAUAAUUGAACAGUUGGUGUUACAAAUGAAUAAAAAUAGCUGAUCCUCACUCAGCUCUGCCUCUGAACACGUAUGUUCUCAAUUGACACCAUCAUGAUACAGUAGGCCAACAGUCAGUGGGCAUAACUGCAUUUAACUAAUUUAUCCUCACCAGGAGUUGAAUAAUUUAUAGACAAGAUUACAUACUAGAGAGGAAAGCCAAUACAGGGUGCACUAUACAACAAGCAGUUAACUUUUUCUUCUUCCCUUAGCCUUUGGAUGGGAUUUUGAAAGAUGUAGUGUUUUUAAAUUAGCAUUGUAGUUUGAGCAGUUUGGAGGAGUGAUUGAAGUCAAACAUGAAAGCUUAGUUUAUUGAGGUGGGACCUUAUUACCAGUACAGCAGAUGGAGAAAGAGUAAGAACUUCUUACACUUCAGCCCCAGCAGCCAGCUGUUUCGUAGUAGUUAUUAAUACAAGUUCAAUAUCCCUAUCUGAGCUGCUCUACACCAGGAAGGUUUCAUUUUCCAGAUACUGAAAUGUUUGCACACUAGUUGAGCAUCUCUGACUUACAAAUCCAAAAUCCUCCAAAUUCAAAAAACUUUGGAGUUCUGUGCCCUUCAGCUUUCCACAUUAGUGAGAGUCCCACCUGUGCUUUACCCAAAGAGAAAGAUCCUGGACCACCCUCUUGUAAGAAAUACAGUAGCUAUUUGUUUCUUCAUUCCACACUAGUCACCAAAAACAGGUUUUUCUUGUUUUUCCUUUUCUGUGCUGAGAGCAAGAAUUUGGAAUCUGAAAACCUGGGUUUAAGCCUAAGUGUCUUUAUUCUAUAGAUCUGUUGGGCUGAGCAGGUGGCAUUUGUCUGAGCACUUAGUUUCUCAGUCUGUAGAGUGGACACCAUAAAUUCUUCCUUCUGCCUUCCUCCAUGUGGCUGUAAAGAUUGGGCUGUGUGACCACUUCUGACAAUCUGGAAUGCCAGGGUUGUCGCUUACCACGGGCUCUGAGAUGGCAAAGGAAAAACUGUGCGUGUGUGAACAGACCAAAACUAAGUGCCGUCCCAGAUGAGGAAGCAGCUGCAGGGAUCUGUCUAAAAUUACAAAUGUCCGUGAAGUGACAAACAAUAGGGGUGCCUCGGUUGUAAAUGUUAAUGCUUUGAACUGUCCUCACAAUAGCCACAUGAGUAAGCACACUUAAAGUUGAAGCACAGGGUUAGUUGUUAAAGUGCAUUGAGUUUAAUUAUGGAUUUAAACCCAGGCCUAUAUCCCAAAUCCCUUUAACCGUCCCAGCCAUUGACAAUGUACUGUACAUCUGUAUUUCCAGAAGACUUUCCAAACUGUCUCUGUAAUGGUUUUCAUACAGCAGUUGUGAAGAGUAAUUUUAAGAAGCUUCUAAGAAUGGAUUUUUCCAUUUCUUCUAAGUCUACUUGACCAAUAUGUACAAGGUGGAACUAUUGUGUGUCAAUAGGCAGCCCACUGUGGCUUUACCAUGUGAGGUGAGAACUAACUGAAGUGACUGCUGGUUUGUUGUACUUCUAUAAUCAGACUUUAAAAGCCAUGACAUUAAUUGCACUCUGUUUUUGUUGAAGCCCUGUGCUGUUUAAAGAGAGACUGUAAAGGCACUGUCAUAGUCUGGAGUUGAGUAGCCACUCCACUGUUUAACCUGCAUAACUUUUGGUCAUUGUCUUAAAGCCAAGCUGUGUUUGCAUAAAAAGUAAUUGUUUCUUAGAAACAUGUGACAAUUUUCAAAGUAGUGUAUAAUGACACUGUUUAGUACGUUUUAUAUUUUUUGUUACAUCCCACUUUUUUGUAAAUAUUCUCAAAACUUGAUAAUAAAAUGUAUUUCUCUA